Molecule: messenger RNA, 813 nt
Organism: Telopea speciosissima
Lineage: Eukaryota; Viridiplantae; Streptophyta; Magnoliopsida; Proteales; Proteaceae
Exons: 1
Coding region: 1-813 (270 amino acids)
Source: RefSeq, a predicted model, not a curated record
AUGGCUUUGAGUGAGGCUGGGUACAUCUCAUCCACUGUUGAUCACUCUCUCUUUAGAAAAACAGGUCCCUCCGGCUCCUCGUUUGUCCUUGUGUACGUUGAUGAUCUAUUGAUAACCGGGGAUGACAUUAUAGAAAUUACAUCUUUGAAGCAACAUUUGCAUCGUCAAUUUCAAAUCAAAGAUUUGGGGGACCUUCGAUACUUCCUUGGAGUUGAAGUUGCAAAGACGGAUCGGGGCAUUUUUCUCUGUCAAAGAAAAUAUACAUUGGACAUCUUGGCCGAUAUGGGGAUGACAGCUUGUCGACCGGCUCACACCCCCAUGGAGCAACACCUGAAAUUAAAUCCGGAUGAUGGCGAAUUCUUACCUAAUCCUUCCACAUAUCGGUGUCUCAUUGGCCGCCUUAUAUAUCUCAAUUUUACACGGCCGGACAUCAGCUAUUCUGUUCAGGUUCUAAGCCAAUUCAUGCACGCUCCACGUCGUCCUCAUCUUGAUGCUGCGCUGCAUAUAUUACGUUACCUCAAAACAACCCCUGGUCACGGGAUUUUUUUGUCCGCCCAAAGUUCUCUACAACUUCGAGCAUAUGCAGAUUCUGACUGGGCCAGUUGCCCGUUUACUCGCUGUUCUACUACAGGAUAUUGCAUCCUCCUUGGUGAUAGUCCCAUCUCCUGGCGUUCUAAGAAACAAAGCACGCUUUCGCUCUUGGCAGAAUCGAGUAUCGUGCCAUGGUGCAUGCUUCCAGAAAUACAAUGGCCGCUUUAUCUCCUAAUUGACUUAAGAAUUCCCCACCAUCCACCAGGUGCCACUUCUUUGUGA